Molecule: messenger RNA, 2748 nt
Organism: Puntigrus tetrazona (Sumatra barb)
Lineage: Eukaryota; Metazoa; Chordata; Actinopteri; Cypriniformes; Cyprinidae
Product: complement C2
Exons: 19
Coding region: 74-2575 (833 amino acids)
Biological process (GO): proteolysis; complement activation
Cellular component (GO): extracellular region
Molecular function (GO): serine-type endopeptidase activity
Source: RefSeq, a predicted model, not a curated record
AAAUACAAGUUACAAAGGUUCGUAUUGGUAUUUCACUCAUAUCAGAGGUAAAGCAGCGCUCGUCACGGCAGCUAUGCGUUACACAACGGCAUGCUUCCUCACUUUUUUCUUGUACGUCUCUGUAUGUGAAGUGCGAUCGCAAUAUGAUUAUGAUUAUGAAGAGAGCGUGCCCAAAAACUGCUCCACCUCCGAGUCCAUCAGCGGCGGCACGGUGGAGUAUUCAAAGGGUGGAGCCGCAGGUAGUCUGCUGAUUUAUCACUGCAGAGAUGGAUUCGAACCUUAUCCGGUCGGCCAGAAGGUCUGCAGCUCUGACGGAGAAUGGAAGCCUAAGGUGUCCAGGGUCAAAUGUGAAGAAACCAGUGAUUAUGGAGAUUAUGAGGAACCACAGAAGAACUGCUCUUUAUCGGAGUCUAUCAAGGGAGGUGACGUGUCGUACUCUAACAAGGGGCUGGAGGGAAGUGUGCUGACCUAUCACUGCAAGACGGGACACUACGCUUUUCCAGCCCUGCAGAGAGUCUGUGACAGAGAUGGAGAAUGGUCAGCCAUGAGACUCCCGAAUGGACAGAGAGCGCUCAGUGCUGUGUGCAAGGAGAUCCUUUGCCCCGCUCAGCUUCAGCUUGAUAACGGCCAGAUCUGGCCCAGGAGACAGUGGUUCAAGAUCGGGGAAAAGCAGACGUUUACCUGUCAUGAAGGAUUCGUUUUGGCUGGAUCUGCUGAGCGAAACUGCAGUCACUGGGGUGGAUGGAGCGGCUCUACGCCCGUUUGUGAUGAUCAGUCUGAGGACUGCAAAAACCCAGGCACGCCUCCAGGAGCCUCACGUUCUGGGGAACGUUUCCGUAUCGGAGACAAAGUGCACUAUCUGUGUCAGUCGGGUCUGGAUAUGCUUGGUCCUUCUGAGAGACGGUGUUUGGAUUCAAAGGAAUGGAGCGGGGCAGAACCGCGUUGCUACGCCCGGUACUCAUACGAUCAACCAGAAGCUGUGGCCCAGGCUUUAGGAGGAUCUCUGAGCGCGGUCAUGGACGUGUCACACCCUGACUUACAAAAACAAGGGCUGUUUUUGGGCAGGACUGUGAGGGUUGCAGAAGGCCGUCUGAACGUCUUCAUCCUUCUGGACACAUCAGCCAGCAUUUCACCGGAGAGCUUUCUCUUAGCGAAAAACGCCACCAUUCAACUUGUCCGCAAGCUGGAUAGUUAUGAAGUCACCAUGAGGUUUGACAUCGUCUCGUAUGCCAGCGAGACCAAAGAAAUCGUGUCCAUUACAAGCGAACAGAGUCAAGAUGUGCAUUACGUCUUGAGGAAAUUACAGGCGUUUAACGACAAAAGCCACGAGAGUAAGAGAGGCACCAAUCUGCAUGGCGCUCUAAACCGGGCGUACGAACAGCUUGCCAUCCUCAGAGAGAACAAAAGAAGUCACUUCAACGAGACGCAGAACGUCAUAAUCAUUGCGACUGACGGACACUCCAAUAUGGGACCCAGCCCGCAAAUCAUUUUACCCAAGAUCCGAAACUUAUUCGGCUACAAACCCAGUAAAGACCACACACAAGAAGAGCUCUUGGAUGUGUACGUGUUUGCUGUCGGACAAGACGUGAACAAGAAAGUGCUCUCAAACAUUGCCUCUUCCAAAAAAGACGAGAAGCAUAUUUUCGUUCUGAAGGACUACAGAGAGCUUGGACUUGUGUUCAAUCAGAUGAUCAGUGAUUCUGCCGUGACGAAGUGCGGAGUGGCUCAAGAGGAGCAGCCCGACUCUGAAAACACGUUCACCAGACCUUGGCAUGUCAACAUCCUCUGGGGACUUCGAACAUGCAGAGGGUCUUUAUUGAGCAAGAGCAUGGUGUUGACGGCUGCACACUGCUUAAUAAAAGUGAACGCUAAUGAAUCCGUGUCAUUAGCCAGGGCUGCUGAUAUAAAGAUUCAGCAUGGUAGCGGUGAAGUUAAAGCCGUGGAGCUGAUUGUUCACGAACAGUUUAACGUGAAAGGCCUGAAGGACAAGAAUGUGAAAGAGUUUUACGAUUACGACAUUGCUCUGAUUAGGUUGAGCGAGAAUAUGAUCAUAUCUAUGAAGACAAGGCCCAUUUGUCUGCCUUGUACCAGUUCGUCAAGUCGUGCUCUCCGAUUGGCUCCAGACGCUACAUGUGACCAGCACAAGAAACUGCUGCUGCAUCUGGAAGAGACUCCGGCUCAGUUCAUCAGACAAGGAAAGCAUCGGUCCGACACGCUCAUACACACCGGGGCAAGAAGAGGAGAAUGCAUACAGAAGGCUAGAUGGACGGUUCCUGAGCAGAGCAGCGCCUCGCUGUCGGACGUGAUCACAGACAGGUUCAUGUGCACCGGAGGAACGCUGAAAAACAGAGUUCAGAUGACUUGUAAAGGGGAUUCUGGAGGAGCUCUCUUUCUACGCAAGAGGAUGAGAUACUUCCAAGUGGCGGUGGUGAGCUGGGGCACCGAGCAGGUCUGUGACUCGCAGGCGGACGCCAAAGAGUGGCCUCUGGACGCCAGGGAUUUCCACAUCAGUGUGUUUCCUCUCAUGCCCUGGCUCAAGCUGCACCUUCACAAGGAGAUGCAGUUUCUUCCAUAGACCGACGAGAAUAACAGCUGACUGGAACGGUCUUCGGACUUCGGUGACCCAAAACAGAUUGAUUGCAUUUAUGAUGCAACUUUUCCUCGUAAUCCCUAGCGAAAGAUCUUUCUCUUUAGGCAACUGGUCAUUACAAAUGAGUUCAAAUAACUAUUAAAAAGAUAUUCAGAUUA